Molecule: messenger RNA, 4054 nt
Organism: Chara braunii
Lineage: Eukaryota; Viridiplantae; Streptophyta; Charophyceae; Charales; Characeae
Source: the annotation of a GenBank genome assembly
UGGGAGUUGAAGAGAGGCCAGCAGAGAGGACGGGAGGAACGGAGAGAGGUCCAGCUGUUCUCGUGAAUCACUAGGGAAAACACACACACACACACACACACACACACAGAGAGAGAGAGAGAGAGAGAGAGAGAGAGAGAGAGAGGAGGUGGUUGGGACUUGGCGCGGGUGAUGUCGAUCGGGAGUGCUACAGUGCUUUGCAGGGGUGCCGCGUUGGCGGCUUCUGCCACGUGUCGCGCUCCUGAGGCACUCGAUCUGGUGCCCCGCUCUUAUUGCGCACGGCACUACGCCCUUCCCCCUCCUUUCUCUCCUACUCCCCCUCCUCCUCCUUACUCUGCUUUGGCGCCAGCAUUAUCCGUUACUUCGCCUUGUUAUCCGCAUCCUAAUCAUUUAAGGAGAUAUUGUAGGCAUUCAAGUUGGCGCUCAUUCCGGGAGCAAAAUGAACAUGUUUACGGUGUUUGCGGCCCUGGUAGGAGGGGUGGGUGGUGGAGAUCUGGGAGAAGGAAACACGUGGCAUCUGCCUCGUGCUGGGGCUCCUUGAGUGGGGAUUUAUCUGCCGCUUGGAAUGGUUUGCAGACUGCCACGUGUCUCUCGCGGGGCACGAGGAAUGCUGGCCUGAGAAGGUUAGUUGAUGGGGACCACGUGUCUCUCGCUUUCGUCCGCGUGUCUUCGACAUGUAAGGCCAGCUCCGCCAGCCUGCGCAUUUCCCCCACCUCAAGGGCCGGGAUCAGCAACGGUAAUCGCCGCUGCUACAGCUGCUGGUCGAUUACCGAGCCUCUUACUGGUUCCUGGAGCUUCGCGCGAGCAGCAGCGGAGGCGCAGCGCGCGCCGAGCGCGCGCGCGGCGGAUGCGGCGCAGAGCGUCAGCGCUGUGGCAGGCAACGUCACUACCACGUCAUCAUCGCUGACGUGGAGCCACCUAGGAUCGCCAGCGUGUGGCAAUCAAAGUCUGAACCGACGAAGCAGAAGAUUAGGAACAGGAGGAAGGGGAGGAGUAGGUAGGGGAGGUGUUGGAGGGGGAGGGAGAGGAGGAGGAGGAGGAGGAGGAGGAGGGGGAGGGGGGAGGUGGUAUGUCACAAAGCCGACAGUUCACGGACACGUUGUUGCCAAAGGAAAUGCUGGCGCUCGCUUCAGGAGCCGCGACUGGAAGAGCUCGAUAGGACCAGGUGCUGAGUCACGGACUACCGUCUGGACCAGGGGGUCCGUUGCUGGUCCUCGCUCCAUUGCAUAUCUGUUGACGUCAACCGAUUUGCAUGCCGGAGGACUCUGGAGCGGCAGUCGGUCUACGGCAAGCAAGGUUGGAGAAUUGCGCGUUGCUGCCUCCUGCUGCUGCUGGGGAGCGCGAAUAGGGGAGGAGAGAGGGGGGGGGAGAGAGGGAGAGAUCAAGAGGAGGGAGGGAGAAGGAGGAGGAGGGAGGAGGUGGGGGAGGGGAACGCGAGGCCGGAUUGAGUGUUUCGGAUGUGUGGGUGUUCUCCUGAGAGGCAGUCGAGAUCGAAGAGGAUCCGUCGCCGCCAUGUCGAGAGGUUGUGAUAGUGAUGCGACGGAGGAAGGAGGUGCCACGUGGCGGAGGAGGAGGAGGUGCCACGUGGCGGUCAUCGGUGCGGGCGCAGCUGGCCUGGUCGCGGCCAGGGAGCUGCUGAGAGAAGGCCACGUGGUCAGUCUCUUCGAGCUACAAGGACAUGUCGGUGGAGUUUGGGUGUAUGAGGAUUCGGUGGAGGAUGACCCACUAAGUGUGAGAGAGGAUCGCCAUCGCGUCCAUUCAAGCAUGUAUGCUCAUCUCAGAACGAAUCUUCCGAGAGAGUUGAUGAGUUUUAAAGACUUCGCGUUUUUGCCCAAGCCCGGGCGUGACGCUCGUCGGUUCUGUGGACACGUGGCAGUUGCACAGUACUUGAAAGAUUUCGCUGAUGAGCAUUGCCUCUGGGACGUCAUCCAUCUCAAUACGGAGGUUGUGCGUGUUGAACCAGUUUUGGAUAAGAUUCCUUAUCCGGAUAAGGAGAAUUUGGAUAAGAUUCCGGAUAAGGAGGAUUUGGAUAAGAUUUCUUUGGAUAAGGUUUCUUUGGAUAAGGUUUCUUUGGAUAAGGAAAAAUUGGAUAAGAUUGCUUCGCCGUGGGUGAAAUGGAGGGUAACGACUCGGAGGCGGAGGAGGAGGAGGAGGAGUACGAGAGGGGAGGCGAAGAACAAGGGUUCUAACGAGGAGAAGAGGGAGCAGAGGGAGGGGGAGGAGGGGGAGGAGGGGGAGAGGGGGGAGGGGGGUGGCACACAGGUGAGUCCGAUGGGAACCACAGUUCCUGGUCCAGGUCCAGGUCCUGUUCCCGUUCCUCUUCCCAUUCCCAGUCCGGUUCCAGGUCCUGGUCCAGUUCCAGUACCGGCUCCAAUUCCAGCUCCGGCUCCAGUUCCAAUUCCAGGUAUAGUUCCACAGCCAGAUCCGGAUGUUGUUCCGGGUCCCGAGCCUGUUCCUGGUCCACCUCCACGUCCAGGUCCCGAGCCAGGUAGACUUCCCGUCUCCGAUCCAGAUCGCGUUACCGCAGCUCUGGACGCCGGUACUGUUGCCGUUCCCCCCGUACCCGAUACAAUCCCGACACCGCCCGUUCCAGAUCCCGUUCCUUCUCCCCCACCUCCAGGUCCAGUCCCAGAUCCAGGUGCCGUUCCUGCUCCUGGUCCCGAUCCUGGAUUAUAUAACGAUGAUAAUAAUUAUGAUGAUGAGGAUGAGGAUGAUGAGCAGGUUGUGACGACCACAGAGACGUUCGACGCUGUCGUCGUUUGUAAUGGGCACUAUUCUGAGCCCAAGGUCGUGGCGAUUCCUGUGGUUGACACGUGGCCCGGCCUCCAGAUGCACAGUCAUAAUUACCGCAAACCGGAUAUAUUUGUGGAUAAGGUUGUGGUCCUGAUCGGCGCGCAAUCUAGCGGGCAGGAUAUCGCUAUAGAGAUUGCAUCGACGGCGAGGGAGGUGUUUUUGUGUGCUCGGUCCUGGGUGGGUCACGACUUGUCCCCCCUGCCUCAACCGAUAGGUCCUCGGCAGAACCUCUGGCUUCGACCGCUGAUCUCUCACGCCUGUCGGGACGGUCUUGUCGUUUUCCAGGAUGGCUCAUCCACGAAAGCUGACGUCAUCAUACACUGCACCGGGUACAAAUACAGUUUCCCGUUUUUGGAUAAUAUUAAGGUUAAGGAUCAUAAUGAUGACAAGGAGGAGGUUGGUGGUGGUAGUGGUGGUCGUGCGGAGGGGGAGGAGGGGGGGGAGAGGGGACUGAUUUCCGUUGACGACAACCGCGUGACUCCGCUGUACCAGCACGUGUUUUGCGCCAAGGCCCCCUCUCUCGCGUUCGUCGGGAUCCCGUUCAAGGUCGUGCCUUUCCCGCUGUGCGAGGUGCAGUCCCUCUGGAUCGCGCAGGUGCUGUCGGGACGGUCAAAUCCGUUGCCGUCAACGAAAGAGAUGAUGGCCGUCGUCCGGAGCGUGGAGGAGGAGAGGGAGAGUAGGGGGGUACCCAAGCGUCACACCCAUCUCCUGGGUCUCAAGCAGUGGGAGUACCAUGAGUGGGUACUUAACCAAUGCAAGGACGGAAUACCGCUGGAGCCGUGGAGGAUAAAAAUGUACUUGGAAUGUGGACUGCAUAAGAAGUCCAAUCCUGAAAAUUUCAGGGAUAGCUGGGCUGAUCAGCAGCUGCACGAAGAGGGUAUGGCGGCAAUGAGGAGGGUGGAGGAGGAGAGAGAGAGUAGGAGAGAGAGAGUAGGAGGAGGAGGAGGAGGAGGGGGAAGAAACUCGAGUCGGGAUUAGGAGACGGAUCGGGAUCGGGAGCUUCGCAAAAAAAAAUAUUGUGACGGGGGAACGACGCCGGAGGGUUCUCUCUCUCUAAUUCGGCAGCACGACGGCCUGGCCCCUUUCGCCUGGUCACAGCCCGCCGGAUGCAUCUGACGCACAUUGCGGCCCAGAUUCUGAGAGGAGCGUAAAGAAAGAAAGAAGAGGCGACAUGGGGUGCUCGCACCAGACUUGGACGGGCCUGGAUAUAUUUUGUCGGGGAGCUACGACUAGAUGCAUUCAGUAAAAUUCGACUCCGUCU